AUGGGUUUAUUUGGCAAAUCUCAAAACCACUCCCCAAAAGAAAUGGUAAACGAGUGGUCUCACAAACUUCGAAAAGAAGGAUAUAAUUUGGAUAGACAAAUUAGAGCAAUUCAAAGAGAAGAAGAAAAAAUAAAACGCUCACUUAAAGAAGCAGCUGCUAAGAAUGAUAAGCAAGUGUGUACAAUCCUGGCAAAAGAGAUUAUCAGAUCAAGGAAAGCAAUUAGUAAAAUUUACACAAGUAAGGCUCAUCUAAACUCAGUGCAAAUGCAAAUGAAAAAUCAAUUAGCUACUUUAAGGGUAGCUGGUUCUUUGCAGAAAUCGACAGAGGUAAUGCAAGCCAUGCAAGCUUUAGUGAGAUUACCUGAAGUAGCCCAAACCAUGCAAGAGAUGAGCAAAGAGAUGAUGCGUGCAGGCAUAAUAGAGGAAAUGUUAGAUGAAACCAUGUCUGCUGUUGAAGAUGAAGAGGAAAUGGAAGAGGCGGCGCAAAGCGAAGUCGAUAAAGCAAGCUCGGCGAAGCACCGGCGCCCCCAAGCGCUGUGGGCGCUCCCUCCACCAGCCGCGAGCCGGAAGCGGAGCCUGACGAGAGCGAACUCGACGAAAUGCAGUCCAGGCUUGAGGCUCUCCGUUCCUAGCUCUGACUUAACACAACUGCUGUCUCGAAGUUGGAAU
Iphiclides podalirius (scarce swallowtail) is the source of this 669-nucleotide messenger RNA. The record is from the annotation of a GenBank genome assembly. NCBI's taxonomy places the organism in Eukaryota, Metazoa, Arthropoda, Insecta, Lepidoptera, Papilionidae.